Messenger RNA from Trichobilharzia szidati, 1813 nucleotides. The record is from the annotation of a GenBank genome assembly. NCBI's taxonomy places the organism in Eukaryota, Metazoa, Platyhelminthes, Trematoda, Strigeidida, Schistosomatidae.
CUUAGUUUGUCAAAGGCACUUUGAAGGUUACAAACAACCGGACGAAUUUAAAGUAGUACGGUGUCAAGCUGUUUCAGGUUUCCUACUUUAACAAUCUGUCAUAACUCUCGAUAUCAGUCAACCUUUCAUCUUAAUUAUAGGUUGUCCACUCGUUUAAUAAACGGCAUCACAACUAGUCGUGGAUUUACAACAUACUUGAAAUCCCCAAAUCGCUGAAAAACAAUGGUAUCUGAAGAUGAUUUGUGUAAAUUGGAUGGGGUGUCAGCUGCAGAGCUUUUUAAGCCUGAACUUGGUUUGACUUACAAUGAUAUAAUCAUUCUUCCUGGAUACGUUGGAUUUGGUACCGAUGAAGUCGACAUUACUAGCAGGAUAUCUAAACAAAUUACUUUGAAGGUUCCAUUUGCAUCUUCUCCCAUGGACACAGUAACAGAAGCAAAAAUGGCUAUUGCAAUGGGUCUUUCCGGUUCAAUAGGGUUCGUUCAUCAUAACUGCCCCAUAGACUACCAAGCGAAUGAAGUGAAAAAAGUUAAGAAAUAUAAACAAGGUUUCAUCUUAUCUCCGAUUGUCGUUUCACCAAAACAGCCAAUAAGUGAUAUUCUUAGUAUAAAGAAGCAGUAUGGAUUUAGCGGGAUUCCUGUAACUGUAGACGGUUGUGUAGGCAGUCGUCUUGUUGGUUUAGUCACUUUACGUGAUAUGGAUUUUUUGGAUCCUAAUGAUUAUACAACAACUGUUGAGAAGGUAAUGACCCCUUUUGAUGAGCUUGUUACAGCUUUCUCUGGUGUCACUUUGACUGAAGCCAAUGAUAUUCUUCGGAAAAGUAAAAGAGGUAAACUGCCAAUCAUCAAUGAAAACCGUGAAUUGGUGUCAUUGAUUGCACGAACUGAUUUGAAAAAGAAUCGGGAUUAUCCUUUGGCGUCCAAAGAUUCAGAAAAUCAGCUUAUUGUAGGCGCGGCAGUUUCCACACAGAAGGGGUCUUUCACUCGUGUUGAGGCAUUAGUUAACGCUGGAGUCGAUGCACUUAUUGUUGAUUCAUCUCAAGGGAAUAGCAUCUAUCAGCUGGAUAUGAUCAAGCGUAUCAAAUCUUCAUAUCCCAAUUUACAAGUAAUCGGAGGCAAUAUUGUUACUUGUGCUCAAGCAAAAAACCUAAUCGAUGCGGGCGCUGAUGGUUUGCGUGUUGGAAUGGGUAGUGGGUCAAUUUGUAUUACUCAAGAAGUUACAGCUAUUGGAAGAUCACAGGCUAAAGCUGUUUAUAAGGUAUCUGAAUAUGCUCAUAAGUACGAUAUUCCUGUGAUUGCUGACGGAGGGAUUCAAAAUGCUGGGCAUAUUGUUAAAGCUUUGAGUUUUGGUGCAUCUGCAGUUAUGAUGGGUGGACUUUUAGCUGGAACAACUGAGUCACCUGGAGAAUAUGUAUUUUCGGAUGGUAUAAGACUGAAAAAGUACAGAGGCAUGGGAAGUCUGGAGGCAAUGUCUCAGCAUACAGAAAGUCAGGCUAGAUAUUUCAGUGAAUCGGAUCGUGUUAAAGUAGCUCAGGGUGUUUCAGGAACUAUUGUAGACCGAGGAUCUGUACACCAACUUGUACCCUACCUAGUCGCUGGUGUUAAACAUGGAUUACAACAAAUUGGUGCAAGAAAUUUAACUGAAUUGUAUGAAAUGUCACGAAAUGGGAAAUUACGCUUUGAAUAUCGAAGUCCGUCUGCUCAAAUUGAAGGUGGAGUGCACAGUUUACAUUCGUAUGAAAAACGUUUGUUCUAAUUCCACUGGUUCACCAGUCUGCAGUAAACGAUCAUCACAUCGCUUGUCAAUAUAUUCUGAU